This is a messenger RNA of Arctia plantaginis, 1311 nucleotides long. The record is from the annotation of a GenBank genome assembly. Lineage: Eukaryota; Metazoa; Arthropoda; Insecta; Lepidoptera; Erebidae.
AUGAGCGAAACGCUCCGGAGCGAGGCGGGCGCGGAUAGCGCGCAUUUACCGCCAUUCUCCACCUUCGGCGACAUGGCCGAAAACGAACAACGGAUCCUCACGGCCGACGGCCGUCUGCUGGACCCCGCCUGGGAGUACUACGAGCGGACGGGUGACACGAUUUCAGUUAUAGCCAGUCAAGCACAAUACCGACCCUGGGAAUCUAUGCCCAUUACGGUCAACUCCAAAGAUGCAAUCCUGCGGGCAGGCUUCUCUACAAUGGAGUAUCAGCCUGUCACUCUGCAGCCUAUAACAAAUAAGCUGCCAUCCUUCCAGAGCCAAUUCCAAACAUUUCCAGAGACAUCGGUGAUACCAGAAACGGGUCUGCCAAGCGUGACACCUGUGCCUGUCACGGCGAGUCCUACGCCAAGCGCGAGUCCUAGUCAUUUAACACAACUCACGCAACUUACAACGCCGUCAUCGCCAGCACAUCUUACCACACUGGCGCAAGUCACACCACUAUCAACGACUUUGACGACACUAUCACCUGUUAAUGCAACUACAUUCCAUACUCUAACAGCUGUCAAUGCUAGAAGCUAUCCAAUAGUACCAGCUCCUUUACAAGCGAGGGAGCUAGUACCGCCAGCUGCACAAACAUACAUAGAUGACCGCCACAUACACUUAUACCAACCUAACAUCGCUACUAUUAAUGCUUUUCCAGCUCAAAAUGGCAUUUUACACCAGAAUGGUACACUCCUACAUCAAAACGGAAGCCUAAUACAGAACAUACAGAGUCCUACUGUUGUUCAUGUGUUGAAAAACGAACCUUUUGAUGUUAAAGCGCUACAAGACAAAUAUACUCCGAACGGACUGCAUCACGCGAAUUUCCAGAAUCCGAUGUUGAUUGAUAACGGUUAUGGAAAAAAGACGAAUGGAUUUGAAAGUGGUUCGUCACCCACAAGAUCGGAUUUUAGGAAGAAAGAGAGACGGAAAAUGCGGGUUAAUAGUACUGAGUCAGAUGGAUCUAAUAUGGAGGUUGGCUCUGAAAGUAGUGGGCAGGUAGCAGCGGUUUCAUCUACAGCUGGGUUUAAAUCACCGAUGCAUGGAGCACCACCGAUGGCGACUGGGCCCAUGGAGCUCGAUGACAUAUCCAGUGAAAAACAGACAAAGAAAAAGCGGAAACGUUGCGGGGAAUGCAUCGGUUGCCAACGCAAAGAUAACUGCGGCGACUGUGCGCCGUGUCGCAACGACAAGUCGCAUCAAAUAUGCAAGCAGCGACGAUGUGAGAAGUUAACGGAGAAGAAGGUAAGUCCGUGUGCCAUUACAGGCUAA